This is a messenger RNA of Thamnophis elegans (Western terrestrial garter snake), 5696 nucleotides long. RefSeq names its product heterogeneous nuclear ribonucleoprotein H1 (gene HNRNPH1). Gene Ontology annotation, cellular component: ribonucleoprotein complex; nucleoplasm. Gene Ontology annotation, biological process: regulation of RNA splicing. The record is from RefSeq and is a predicted model, not a curated record. The coding region runs from base 3556 to 5076 and encodes 506 amino acids. Lineage: Eukaryota; Metazoa; Chordata; Lepidosauria; Squamata; Natricidae. Gene Ontology annotation, molecular function: RNA binding. The transcript has 15 exons.
AAGUGAACUGUCUUCAAAGAGAAAGUCUAGUUGUCUCUUAAAAAAGAACUUUGGGAUAAAGUGUGUACAUUUGAAAAUAGGACUUAAUUGAAUUGUGGAUGAAUUUGCUUAAGAAAUGAUUUAGGAUAGCAGUCUUACAGUAAUAUUUAAUUAAUUAGAUUUAUCAGUGAAUAGAUUGCAGAUAUCUUGUCAUUUAACAUAUCUACUACAGAUAAUAUAACUGUCAAACUCUAAGCUAAAUAUUGAAUCUUCCAUUUUAAUAGCAACGUUUUACUUUCAAUGUUUAAAUCAACAUCAGAAUCCCUUAACUGAGUCUCCAUUGUUGUUUCCUGGCAACAGUGAGUAUGUACAGUAUAUGGAAUCUUGACAUCAGAACCAUCAGAAGACUUGAGUCUAGGGUUUAGACUUGUCAGGACUCCUAAUUGCUGUAAGCAAUAAUCGGAUUUUGUGCCUAUAUACCUAAAAUUAAGAUAUUCUGUAAAUGUGUAUCAGUUGAAUUAAGAAAAUGUGUUGCUGUAGUAAGAUGGUGAUUUGGAAUGCUAUGUCAAGGUCAAAAUACAGUCUCAAAUCUAUAAAGGUUAUCACCAAAUUAUAGUUUAAUGAGCUAGAAAGAGGAAACAAUACUUGACUAGGGAGUACAUAUUUUAAAUUACAUUUGUAUCUUCCCCCACUCCAAACAACUUUUUAAAAUUGGUAGAUGCUUAUGGAUAUAUGUAUAACACAGGUAGAUAAUAGUAUGUGGUGAAAUCAAAACUUGCUUUGCAUACCGGUAUAUUCAAUGAUUUCGUUUUGUGGUUAAUCCAUUUUGGGAAGUGGCUUCAUCUAGAUUGAGAAAAUAUAUGAUCCUAACUUUGUGUCUCAAUGGGAUCUCUGCCAGUAUAUAUAUAUCCUGGUAUGUAUAUACUUUUGAAAGAUCUAACUUCAAGAGCUUGCAAGAGGAAGUCUGAGUUUCAAGUUUGCUUAAAUCUUUCAGUUGUCAUCAGAUUGUAGUCUAUAUUAUCUACAUAUGGUUGUAAUCUCAAUUUGAUAUCAGUAACAUUUAAAAUUAUAACCAGUUUUGGCAGAAGGAAACAUAUCUCAGGAGUUGUCUGGAGAUAGAUAAUUCCAUCUUGUUCUGUCAGACUCAAAACUGUUUCAAUAGCCAGGCAAGCCAAUCCUGAUAAAUUACACUAUUUCAGUGAUGUCUCCUGAUUAAAGAGUUGAGAGCAAACACAUACCUAAAGUAAAAUAGAUGCAAGCAUAUAUUGUAAUAUUAAAGUACACUUUUGAGAUUUCUCCCUGUGUCAAGUCAAGUAAAUGGUUGGUCUAGUGGUUAAGGCACCAAGCUAGAAAGCAGGAAGCCAUGAGCUCAAAUCAAGCCUUAGCUGUGAAAGCCAGCGGGGUGACUUUGGGUCAGUCAGUCUCUUUCUUAGCCCAACCACCCCACAGGAUGGUUAUUAUAGGGAAAAUAGGAGGAGGAAGAUGUGUGUGAUAUGUUUGCUGCUUUGAGUUAUUUAUAAAAAUAAUAAAGGUGAGAAAUAAAUGCUGAAGAUCAUGCUUGCUGAACCAAUCCUUCCAGAUGGACUUCAUGUUAGUAUUAAGCAAAACUAUUUCUGAAGUAGAGAGUCAGUUUGGUAUAGUGGUUAAGGCACCAGGCUAGAAACAGGGAGACCAUGGGCACAGAGCCAAACAGGGAGACCAUGGGCACAGAGCCAACUGGGUGACCUUGGCCAGUUAUUGCCCCUCAGAUGUAGGAAAGUGCCAAUAGAAAAAUCGCUUUUGAAAAACCUUACCAAGAAAACUGCAGGGACUUGCAAACAUACAUAUAGCACAAUUAAAACCAGUUACUGCUAAGUAAUAUGAAACAAAACAUGUAUAAUGUUAAGAUGCUACAUAAAAUAACUUAAAUUAUUGUAUCUAUAGACUUGGGCAAUUCAUAUGUGUCAAUGCCUAAGCCUAAAUAAUUCAUGUUGGUUUGAAUUUUAGGAACUGAUCUUUAGUCCCAUUCUCUCAUUUCAGUCAAAACUCUCUUGAUACUCAACUUCAGGUAUUUGAAUGUUCACCACUUAGCAAGUGAUCAGGAAUUAUUUCCAAUUCAUCAUAAUGUUUUAAUAAAUGGACAACUGCAAUCCCAAAUGUGCUUUUUCUUCUUGGAAGAGAAGCAAAAUGUCUUCAUGGAAAAACAAAGUCCAGUUGUCUUUUGUAAAGUACCUUUGGGAUAACCAUGACCUGGACCAUUGAGAAUCUCCAUAGACAAUUUAACUAUGGACAACCUCAGCUGUGUAAAAGGUGUCAUUUAUAUUUAGCAAAUAUAAUAUAGAAGGUAAUAGGAUGUUGUACAUCACUGUCUUCCAAAUAUCUGAGUCUUGAAAAUUACUAAGAUUGAACUUAACAUUGGCAAUGAGAAUUGGCAGUUUCCAAGAGGUUAAUAUUGUAAUUGCAAUGCAGCUGGGGUGGAAGAUAUGACAGGAAUUCAAGAUUUUCUGAUCAAAAUUAUUUUAAUAAUGCCUAUCCUUGGACAGUGAUAUCGGUGUUAAAAAUAUGAGCAAUUUACAGUAUAAAAAGCUUUUGGAAAUGCACUUAAACUUUUCGUUGAUUUUUUUUUUUACUAAGUAAAUUUGUGACCCGUUAAUUAGAAAUAAUUUUUAAAAGUCCACCCAAACCGAACUAGCUAUUUGUUUUCACGUUUUGUUUUGGUCGUGGUUAGGUGGGAAAUAAUUGUGAUGCUCAAUCUUAACAAUUAGUUUGGCUCUCAACAAAAAAAUUCUUGGACCUAUGUUGCAGGACUUCAUUUGCAGGAUUAGCUAAUAGAUAUGUUGUUGUUUGGCCUAAUUACUAUUAUAAGGCGCGAAGCUACUUACCUGUAUUUCAUGCAAUUGAGGCUUUUUCCCAAGCGUUUUUGAAAGCUGUAGUUCAGUGAGUUAAGACUCGGGCAGUGUCUUUUGGCGGGACAAUACAUGAUUAGGGCCUUUGUCCGCUGAACGGAACCGCAAUGAGUUUCUCUCGCGCCGCCUUCACCCCUUCAAGAAUGCCGUUUAUACUGGGCCAAUCUGUAACGGCGCAGCCAACCCCUCGUGUUUUGGCCACAGAGAACUUUUUGCCUUCGCUUCCCGCUUCCUAGUGUCUCGCCCGUCACCGGAUCUUAGAUGCGGAUUUGAAUAAAUUUCAAGUCGCCGCCCAUUUCUCGUUUUAUAGAGCCGCCAUUUUCCCCGUUUCUAUGUAUUCGCAAUUUUUCUCCGGAGGAUCAAAAGUCUACUUAGUCUUCUAUAUACGCCGUAUAUAGGCGUAUAAGGCUACGUUUUGAGCGCAGUGUUAGAGACUAGUUCGAAGGACUUCCGAAUUUGGGAUCCAUCUCUUCAGCCGGUUGUUCUCUUCAGGUUACUAGCAGCAGUCGAAGCGCGUUUUUUGAGGUGAAAGCGGCACUAGGGCCUGGCCGAGCGGAAACGCAUUACUCGUUCGCCGCCAUUUCCUAAGAACGCAGCGCGUACCGCUACAGCCGCCCGGCUUUCUGUGUUUGGAGAGGUGAAGUGACUAUUCAAACCGUCUCCAGUGUCCUGGACGAGGAUAUCGGUCGCCAUGUGUACGUGGGCAACAGAAGGCGAAACUGAGACCACCCUCACAUCUGGCAUGAUGUUGAACACGGAAGGCGGUGAGGGUUAUGUCGUAAAAGUGCGGGGAUUGCCCUGGUCCUGCUCUGCAGAUGAAGUGCAAAGAUUUUUCUCUGAAUGCAAAAUAUUAAAUGGAUCUUCAGGGGUCCGUUUUAUCUACACAAGAGAAGGAAGACCAAGUGGAGAAGCAUUUGUUGAAUUAGAAACAGAAGAAGAUGUGAAAUUGGCAUUGAAAAAAGACAGAGAAACAAUGGGACACAGAUAUGUUGAAGUCUUCAAGUCAAACAACGUUGAAAUGGAUUGGGUUCUGAAGCAUACUGGUCCUAACAGCCCUGAUACUGCUAAUGAUGGUUUUGUACGUCUUAGAGGACUUCCAUUUGGUUGUAGCAAGGAAGAAAUUGUUCAGUUUUUCUCAGGGUUGGAAAUCGUGCCAAAUGGGAUAACAUUGCCGGUGGACUUCCAGGGGAGGAGUACGGGGGAGGCCUUCGUGCAGUUUGCUUCACAGGAAAUAGCUGAAAAGGCUCUAAAGAAACACAAGGAAAGAAUAGGGCACAGGUACAUUGAAAUCUUCAAGAGUAGCAGAGCAGAAGUGCGCACUCAUUAUGACCCUCCUCGCAAAUUAAUGACCAUGCAGCGGCCUGGUCCUUAUGACCGGCCAGGUGUGGGAAGAGGUUAUAACAGCCUUGGUAGAGGCAGUGGUUUUGAAAGAAUGAGACGUGGUGCUUACGGUGGAGGCUAUGGUGGCUAUGAUGACUACAACGGAUAUAAUGAUGGCUAUGGCUUUGGAUCUGAUAGGUUUGGAAGAGAGUGGACUCUCCUUUCUGCAGGAAUGUCAGAUCAUAGAUAUGGUGAUGGAUCCUCUACUUUCCAAAGUACAACUGGUCAUUGUGUACAUAUGAGAGGAUUACCUUACAGAGCUACUGAGAAUGAUAUUUAUAAUUUCUUUUCGCCUCUUAAUCCGGUAAGAGUACACAUUGAAAUUGGACCUGAUGGCAGAGUCACUGGAGAGGCGGAUGUUGAGUUUGCUACUCAUGAGGAUGCUGUUGCUGCAAUGUCGAAAGACAAAGCAAAUAUGCAACACCGAUAUGUAGAACUCUUUUUGAAUUCUACAGCUGGAGGAAGUGGUGGUGCAUAUGGAAGUCAAAUGAUGGGAGCAAUGGUCAAGGAAACAGAAGGCGUGGUUCAAGAUUGGAACACUAACACAUUGGCAGGAAGCCAAUCCAGUUAUGGUGGUCCAGCUAACCAGCAGUUAAGUGGGGGUUAUGGAGGAGGCUACGGUGGUCAAAGCAGCAUGAGUGGAUAUGUUUGGCAAAUGCCGAGUGAUCAAGAUUUGGAUCCAAUCCACACGAAACUAGUUCUGGCAUCUCAUGGUAACCAGAGUGCAAUGAACAGCAGCUACUACAGCAGUGGUAAUCGUGCAUCCAUGGGGGUGAAUGGCAUGGCUGGAAUGUCUAACAUGUCCAACAUGAGUGGUGGCUGGGGAAUGUAACUUGUCACCUGAUUUUUUUUUUGUCAACUUUUUUAAGAAAACAAAAAACUAAGUUUAACAGUUUUGCAAUACAAGCUUGUGAUUAUGCUUUACUUGUAAGUGAAAUCAGGAUCAUUUUAAAACAUUCAGGUUCAGUAUUUUUGAAUAUGCUGAAACAUUCAUCUAGGGUGUAAGUCCAGUAAAGAAGUUCCUGUUAAACAACUCUCAGCUUUUUCCAGUUUUUGUUGUAGGAAUGUAUUUGAGCAGUAAAUGUAUUUAGGUUAAAGCUGUUUCAAUUAUGUUAAAUGUUGCUCUUAUACCACAUAACACCAAACACUUUUCAGUGCAUGUUCAGGAACAUGCUUUUUGUACAAACAAGUUAUAGGAGCUGUGUUGGAAAUUCAAGUGAACCUUUGGCAUGUUAGUUCUAGUUUUUUCUUUUAAUAUCUCGUAAGGCACAUUUACGCUUUUUAAGUUAAUAGGGAAAUGUGAGGUGCAAUACAGCUUACCUUUAGGAUUUUGGUCUUAGUGUUCAGAUGACAUCUGAGACCUUGGUUUAAUCUUUUAUUGUGUUGUGAUUUAUUUUUAGGUGUAUUGCGCUAAGUGAAACUUGUUCAAAUAAAACUUCCUUUUAAAAACUG